This is a messenger RNA of Drosophila hydei, 1163 nucleotides long. RefSeq names its product annexin B10 (gene AnxB10). Bases 159 to 1124 code for a protein of 321 amino acids. Gene Ontology annotation, cellular component: cytoplasm. Gene Ontology annotation, molecular function: calcium-dependent phospholipid binding; calcium ion binding. The record is from RefSeq and is a predicted model, not a curated record. Lineage: Eukaryota; Metazoa; Arthropoda; Insecta; Diptera; Drosophilidae. The transcript is spliced from 6 exons.
UGUCAGUAGCAAACGGUGAAACCAAGCGACUAGUGCAAAACAGCGGUACCAAAGCAAAACCACCGCGAACACUUAACGAAUCUGCAUCAAAACUGUGCAAAAGGAAAGCAAAACAGAAAUAACCGUAACAAAUCCAACAAGCAACAACCAAAUUGCAAAUGGACUACAAAGCGGAGCCCUGUGUUACGGCACACAGUCCAUUCAAUGCGGCCAGCGACAGUCAGGAACUGCGCGGCGCUAUGCGUGGCCUCGGCACAGACGAGCAGCAAAUAAUCGACAUCCUGACCACACGUAACAAUGCACAGCGACAGCUGAUUAGCGCCGCCUAUGCAACGGAAUUCGAAAGAGAUCUGAUUGACGAUCUGAAAGGUGAACUGGGCGGUAAAUUUGAAAAUGUAAUUGUGGCACUGAUGAUGCCGCCGGUGGAGUACCUCUGCCAGCAACUGCACUCGGCAAUGGCCGGCAUGGGCACCGAGGAGGCGACUCUUGUCGAAAUUCUGUGCACCAAAACGAACGAGGAAAUGCAACAAAUUGUUGCCAGCUACGAGGAGCAAUGGGGCCGCCCGUUAGCCGAGCAAAUGUGCAGCGAAACGUCGGGUUUCUUUCGACGACUGCUCACAUUGAUUGUGACCGGUGUGCGUGACCCGCUGAAUACACCAGUUGACCCUGACCUGGCUAAGGACCAGGCCUCACAACUCUUUGCUGCCGGCGAGGCCAAACUGGGCACCGAUGAGGAGGUCUUUAAUCGCAUCAUGUCCCAUGCCAGCUUCCCCCAAUUGCGUUUGGUCUUCGAGGAAUACAAAGAGCUAACGGGUCAGACCAUCGAGCAGGCCAUCAAGCAUGAGAUGGCCGAUGAGCUGCAUGAAGCCAUGAUGGCCAUAGUGGAGUGCGUCCAAUCACCGGCAGCUUUCUUUGCCAAUCGCUUGUACAAGGCCAUGGAUGGAGCUGGCACAGAUGAUGACACUCUAAUACGCAUCAUUGUCAGCCGUUCAGAGAUCGAUCUAGCCACCAUUAAGCAGGAGUUCGAACGCAUCUACAAUCGCACGCUACACAGCGCCAUUGAGGAUUCGGAAACAUCGGGCGAUUAUAAACGCGCUUUGACCGCAUUGCUGGGCGGCGCUUAACUUGGCCCAAGGCGCACAAUACAAAUGAAAUUAAAUUGU